AUGAAUGCUGUCGGUCUAGAAGAUGAAUCGUACACAAAAACCAAAUUAGGAAGUGGCAAGCCAAUCUUUAACCAAGGAGAGCAGAAAGUCUUAGGUUUGCGAUGGAACACCGCGACAGACUGUUUCCUUUUCGACCUAAAGAGCCUUGUAGAAAAUGCAAAGAAUUGCGAACCAACAAAACGAAACAUUGUUAGUGUGGUAUCAAGUAUAUACGACCCUGUUGGAUUCCUGUCGCCAAUAACAAUUCGACUUAAAAUCCUGCUACAAGAGCUGCAUGAAAGAAAAAUCAGUUGGGACGAACCACUAGACGUGACGUCGAAGUCAGCAUGGUUCAAAUUAGUUGGAGAACUCGAGAAGGUCGAACAGAUGGUCUUCCCUAGAUGUUUUGUCGUCGGCGUAGAGGAAGAAGUUAUGUCUUAUUCGCUACACGGGUUCUGCGACGCCUCCGUCAAAGCGUAUGCCGCAGUAAUUUAUCUAAAGAUGGAGACAUUACAUGGUGUAUACGUAAGGUUCGUAACGUCGAAAUCGAGAGUGUCUCCCCUGGAAAGACAGUCGAUUCCGCGCUUAGAACUAUUGUCAGCGCUCAUACUUGCCCGGCUUAUCGAUAAUGUUGAACGAGCAUUGAAAUCAGUCAUAAAUCUUGGUCCAUCGACAUGCUGGACAGACUCGAAGGUCUCGCUGUAUUGGAUAACACAGCUCGAUAAGGAAUGGAAACAAUUCAUUCAAAAUAGAGUUAUCGAAAUUCGGAAACUCACAUCAAUUUCAUCGUGGAAGCAUUGUCCAGGUCAAGAAAACCCAGCAGACAUUCCUUCAAGGGGAAUGGCCCCUACCGAAAUUGCCAAUUGUGAGCUUUGGAAUCAUGGCCCUGGCAUGUUAUAUGGCGAAAUGGACGGGGAGGGACAUAAAGAGCAAGAAAUUCCGGAAGAAUGUACGAAAGAAAUGAGAAUCGCUGACCAAAAGAAAUUAGGAAACAACGUUCAAAACUCCCUUUUGGUGGUUGAGGGCGAGAAGACAGAGAAGAGUAUUGCUACGAUAAUAAACUGUAAUAACUUCAGUUCGUUUCGAAGGCUGAUCAGAGUUACUGCUCGAGUCUUGAAAUUCACAAAGAUUCUGAAAAGGAAAUGCAAAUCGAAAGAAUUGACGACUGACGAUGUUAAAGAGGCAGAAUUGUUAUGGAUUAAAGAAAUACAAACAUCUCUAAAACGCGAUUCCAGAUACGAGUCUUGGCGGCGACAGUUCGCACUGUUCAGCGACAGCCAAAGAGUGAUAAGAUGCGGUGGACGCAUAUCAAACGCUGAGAUUCAGUACGAAACCAAACACCCGAUCAUGUUGGACAGAAAUCACAGAGUAACACGACUCAUCAUAGAAGAAUGCCACGAACGCGUUCACCACAAUGGCGUAAAAGAAACACUCACCGAAAUCAGAUCGAAAUUCUGGAUUGUCAAGGGAAGGCAAUUGAUUAGAAAGAUAAUACACAGUUGCGUUCCUUGUCGACGCUUCGAGGGAAAGCCAUAUAACCCAGCAGACCCACCACCAUUACCCAAAUCCAGAAUAGUAGAAGACCCACCAUUCACAUGUACGGGUAUUGACUUUGCUGGACCAUUAUAUGUUAAAAACGAAGAUAAAUCCAGCUUAGAAAUGGCGAAGACGUGGAUAUGUUUAUAUACAUGCGGCGUAACACGAGCUGUCCACCUCGAACUUGUCCGAGAAAUGUCGACGGAAGCCUUCUUGAGAAGCUUUAAGAGAUUCACCGCAAGACGCGGGGUUCCAGCCAAGGUUAUAUCGGACAAUGCUAAAACCUUUAUCUCAGCCGCAAAGAAAUUAUGCGCCCUGUUUGAUCUACCUGAAGUGAAAUGUUAUCUAUCUUCCAAGAAAAUCCAAUGGUGCUUUAACAUAGAAAAGGCUCCCUGGUGGGGAGGCUUUUUCGAACGAUUGGUAAAAUCAGUAAAACGAUGUUUGAAGAAGGUUCUAAAGAAUUCGAAGGUAACAUACGAUGAACUACUAACCAUUGUAACCGAAGUUGAAGCUAUCCUUAACUCCAGACCGAUAUCAUACGUGUCAUCCGAAGAUAUCGAGGAACCGCUUACUCCUUCGUACUUGUUGUGUGGUCGACGUCUUCUAUCAUUACCCAACAUUGUCAAUGACAACGACGAAAAGGAUCCAGACUGGCAACCAAACAAGAGCGAGAUUGUCCGCAAAGGAGUACAUCUGGAAAAACUAAUCGAACAUUUUUGGAAAAGAUGGCGUAAUGAAUACCUAUUGGAACUUAGAGAAUCGCAUCGCUUGAGAAUCAAGAACACCCCACAGAGAAGAAUUGUUCGAGUAGGAGAUGUGGUUGUCGUUCGUGAUGACACGCCAAGAGUUUCGUGGAAAAUAGGUCGAGUCGAAGAACUGAUUACUGGUAAAGAUGAUCAAGUCAGAGAAGCGGCAGUCAAGAUUGGUAGCAAGGGAAUGAAACCUAGCAAACUAAGAAGACCAAUACAGGCGUUGAUCCCGUUGGAGAUUAGUGACGCAGAAAACGAAGAUGCUGAAAGAGAAAACCCAUCCAAGAAGAAAGACGAUCCAGAGGAAACAGUUGAAACAUUAAAACCAAGAAGAAAGGCAGCCGUCGCAGCAGAUGACCUACGAAAGAAGUGGCUACAACAGCUAAGUUGA
Paramuricea clavata is the source of this 2655-nucleotide messenger RNA. Lineage: Eukaryota; Metazoa; Cnidaria; Anthozoa; Malacalcyonacea; Plexauridae. The record is from the annotation of a GenBank genome assembly.